This is a messenger RNA of Cyphomyrmex costatus, 1015 nucleotides long. RefSeq names its product Synthesis of cytochrome c oxidase (gene Scox). Bases 66 to 893 code for a protein of 275 amino acids. Lineage: Eukaryota; Metazoa; Arthropoda; Insecta; Hymenoptera; Formicidae. Gene Ontology annotation, biological process: mitochondrial respiratory chain complex IV assembly; intracellular copper ion homeostasis. The transcript has 4 exons. The record is from RefSeq and is a predicted model, not a curated record. Gene Ontology annotation, cellular component: mitochondrial inner membrane. Gene Ontology annotation, molecular function: copper ion binding; copper chaperone activity.
GCGGUGUAGAGCCGGUUAACCUAACAUCUUUUUGACUAAAAUUAAAUUUCUAUCUGUGCAACAUAAUGUCGACGUCGAUAUUAAUAAAAUCUAUUGCGUCAUUAAAUAGAAGUGUUCAUAAUGUUUUUACAAAGUUUAGAUAUAUAAACACUUCAAAUAUAUUAAAUCAACAGUCUAUUUUACCCAAAAAACCUAUAAAAAUAAAAAAGAAAUCUCCAAUUACAUGGAAAAGCUUAACAGUUUCUGGUGUUGUUGGUGCUGGUCUCAUAUUAUAUUUGCAUCACCUUAAAGUGGAAAAAGAUAAGAAUAUAGCAAAAGAAAGAAGACGGGAGUUGGGCAAAGCUAAGAUUGGUGGCAAAUUCGAGUUGGUGAAUACAGAGGGAAAAACUGUGAAAUCUGAUGAUUUCUUAGGGCAAUGGUUGUUGAUAUAUUUUGGAUUUACGCAUUGCCCAGAUGUCUGCCCCGAUGAAAUUGAAAAGAUGACAAAUGUAGUAAACACUCUUGAGAAAGAACACAACUUCAAGAUACAACCAAUUUUCAUAUCAGUGGAUCCAGAGAGAGAUACAUCUACUGUUGUCGAAAAGUACCUGAAAGAAUUUUCCGACAAGAUCAUUGGUCUUACUGGCAGUAUUGAACAAGUUGGAAAAACGUGCAAGACAUACAGAGUUUACUACAGUAAUGGGCCUAAAGACCAGGAUGAGGACUAUAUUGUGGAUCACACAAUUAUUAUAUACUUGAUAGAUCCAGAAGGCUUGUUCGUGGAUUAUUAUGGGCAAACGCAUGAUGUAGAAAAGAUCGUAACUAGUGUUGUUGUAAAUAAGUUGAAAUAUGACCAGUUAAAGGGUGAUACUUCUUCUUGGUUUCCAUCAUUGCCGAUCAAGGGAGUGUUAUAAACGUUACGACAUUCCUAUGUACAAAUAAUGUAAGUCAAUAUUCUACUGCAGAAAAUGUGCAUAUAGUAUAAUUAAUAUUAUACACACACACACACAUACACACGCGCGCGCGCGCGCGCAUA